UUUUUUUUUUUUUUUAUUGAGAGUCGAGUUCAGACUGAGCAAAAACCCCGAGUACAGGCCGAGAGGCUCAGGCAUGCUCAGAAAUCCUGGAAACUUAUUUCACUGUUAAGUAAAAGCCCUGACGGGUAAAGGCCAUCCUGGGGCACUCGGGGUGUGCGCAGGGGUCACGGGUAGGCCGAGUGGUGCCAGCGCCCGCAGCGCGAAAGUCUGGCAGCAGUAACAGGGUCGGUGUCGCCAGCAGCCUGCAGGGAUCUGAGGAGCAGAUUGUUGGGGUCACUCAGAGUUGAAAGACUGGUGGCAAUCCGGUGGUGAGUUCUUGCAGCCCCCGGGGCCCUACGCCCAUGGAAGGUGGGUCAUGAAGGGUUGGUCAUGAACGCAGAUAUAAAAGUAGGGCCAGAGAAACUGGGCCAGGCUGCACUUCACUCGAGGGGCCUGAAGGACUCUCGGCGUCUCCGGGGACAAGGGCACAACACGCACUUCAGAGUGAAAGAGUUGUAAGGCGCUGAUCCGGAGCGGGAGGGCAGACAGGAGCGGGAAGAGGGGUGCUCCGGCUGCGGUCCGCCGGGCACGCGGGCCUGUCACUCGCCUGGCCUCCAGCUAGACGCUGGGAUAACCUUUCGUCAGUCCUACCCUCCCCCCGCCACUUUGGGACCAGAAAUUCGGGCUCGGCUGCAAAGCCAGACAGUCUGGGUUGGAAAGUGGGGCGCAUCAGGGAGGAGAAGUCGCACCCCUGGGUGGCUGGGAAAGCCUUCGUUAGUACCCGAUUAUCUUUGCUGUUGCUUCUCCCCUUCCGGUUGAAUGGAUCGCUCCGCCUGUCUCCUCCCCAUCUCCUUGGGUGCAAUGGAAUGUUCCAUUGCCCCUCCGGUCCGCUGUCCGCGUUGCAGGGAACGCUCUCUCUGUUGUCAGGGAAAGCCCCGGACGUGACGGCUUUGCGCGACCCCGAGCAGCACCCCCCUCCCACCCGUCAUCCCCCUGUGCGCUCUCCUGGUCCCCCUUUGCCUCCUACCCCGUGGAUUCCAGACUGGGUACAAGGAAACAGCUGGCGGAGCGAAGCCUCCAGACCCAGGCCAGGUGGGAGUUUCCACUCUCCGUGGGACCUGGGCUGCUGCUCCGGGGCCGUUGCAGAACCCCGAGUUGUGCAUGGCCGAGGUGGGAGCAUGCCAGGGCUAUGGAGGCAGAGGCUUCCUUCGGCGUGGGCUUUGCUCCUUCUGCCGUUCUUGCGACUGCUGAUGCCCGCAGCCCCCGCACCCCACCGCGGGUCCUACAAGCCAGUGAUCGUGGUGCACGGGCUCUUUGACAGUUCCUACAGCUUCCGCCACCUGCUGGACUAUAUCAAUGAGACACACCCCGGGACUGUGGUGACAGUGCUCGAUCUCUUCGAUGGCCGAGAGAGCUUGCGGCCCUUGUGGGAACAGGUGCAAGGGUUCCGAGAGGCUGUGGCCCCCAUCAUGGAAAAGGCCCCUGAAGGGGUGCAUCUCAUCUGCUACUCCCAGGGGGGCCUGGUGUGCCGAGCUUUGCUGUGCGUCAUGGAUGAGCACAAUGUGGAUUCUUUCAUCUCCCUCUCUUCCCCACAGAUGGGACAGUAUGGAGACACAGACUAUCUGAAGUGGCUGUUCCCUACAUCCAUGCGGUCUAACCUCUAUCGGGUCUGCUAUAGUCCUUGGGGCCAAGAAUUUUCCAUCUGCAACUACUGGCAUGAUCCUCACCAUGAUGACUUGUACCUCAAUGCCAGCAGCUUCCUGGCCCUCAUCAAUGGGGAGAGAGACCAUCCCAAUGCCACUGUGUGGCGGAAGAACUUUCUCCGAGUGGGCCGCCUGGUGCUGAUUGGGGGUCCUGACGAUGGAGUCAUCACUCCCUGGCAAUCUAGCUUCUUUGGUUUCUAUGACGCCAAUGAGACGGUCUUGGAUAUGGAGGAGCAGCCGGUUUAUCUGCGAGACUCCUUUGGGUUGAAGUCUCUGUUGGCCCGGGGGGCCAUAGUAAGGUGUCCGGUGGCGGGGAUCUCUCAUACCACCUGGCACUCCAAUCGCACGCUCUAUGAUAAUUGCAUUGAACCAUGGCUCUCCUGAAGAUGUCCUCAGGAAUUCCCCAGCCCAGAGACCAAGUGGUGGCCUUGGGAAGCAGAUGCCAGGCUCUGGCACGCCUGUGACCACCUCAUCGCUCCCACACUGCCCCACCCCACCAGGGCUCCCUGAAUCCUCCCCUCUGCUCCUCUGUGAAUGACAAGUUCUGGUCCCCUACCUCAUGUCCUCAUCUGGGGACAUCUCCGUGCGCUCCCUUUCUCCCAGGGCUGAGGUUGGGAAGUGAGCACCAGGUUUCUAACGGGCUUCACGCUGCUGCUCCUCCUCCUCUGGGUCUGGCUGUACCAGAGGAGAACCCAGCCCCUGCCCACCACAGGGGUCUCCUUCCAGGCCACUCAGGACAUUUUUAGCUUCUGUUAUCCCCAUGUUCCCUUUUUCUCAACUUCCCUGUCGCCAGCCUCCCCGCCAAGAGGGACGCCCGUAAGAGGGGUUCUGCGGUUCCCCUAUGGGGACAGUUCCACUUUUGAAGUGUCAGUGUUGGGGAAUAUCUGUGGCCUGCAAGGCCCAUCUCAGGUUUGGGGAUCCCCCAGUCCCUAUGAUCAGUGUUGGGGUAUCCCCUGGGAGCCUAGGUUCUUUGAGGCCCCAGACCCUCUUUUAACUACCCUUGAGCGGGUGUUCUCUAUUUAUAGAAAUAAAGUUCCAUUUCCUCA
This is a messenger RNA of Peromyscus californicus insignis, 2728 nucleotides long. RefSeq names its product palmitoyl-protein thioesterase 2 (gene Ppt2). Lineage: Eukaryota; Metazoa; Chordata; Mammalia; Rodentia; Cricetidae. Bases 846 to 2066 code for a protein of 406 amino acids. Gene Ontology annotation, molecular function: thiolester hydrolase activity; palmitoyl hydrolase activity. Gene Ontology annotation, cellular component: lysosome. The record is from RefSeq and is a predicted model, not a curated record. The transcript is spliced from 9 exons.